This is a messenger RNA of Acomys russatus (golden spiny mouse), 1762 nucleotides long. RefSeq names its product ethanolamine kinase 1 (gene Etnk1). Gene Ontology annotation, biological process: phosphatidylethanolamine biosynthetic process. NCBI's taxonomy places the organism in Eukaryota, Metazoa, Chordata, Mammalia, Rodentia, Muridae. Gene Ontology annotation, molecular function: ethanolamine kinase activity. Gene Ontology annotation, cellular component: cytoplasm. Bases 107 to 1198 code for a protein of 363 amino acids. The transcript has 8 exons. The record is from RefSeq and is a predicted model, not a curated record.
CCGAGGGCGCCCCGGGACGGAAGGGUCCAGCAGCCUGCCGGCGCCCGCCGCGCUCGUGGUCGCCGUCGCCGUGGUCGUCGUGGUCGUGUCCGCCGUCGCCUGGGCCAUGGCCAACUACAUCCACGUCCCGCCCGGCUCGCCCGAGGUGCCGAAGCUCGACGUGACGGUGCAGGACCAGGAGGAGCAGCGCUGCCGCGACGGCGCCCUGAGCCUGCUGCGGCACCUGCGGCCGCACUGGGACCCCCGCGAGGUGACCCUGCAGCUAUUCACAGAUGGGAUCACAAAUAAGCUCAUUGCCUGCUAUGUGGGUGACACCAUGGAAGAUGUAGUUCUGGUGAGAAUUUAUGGCAACAAAACUGAACUGUUAGUCGACCGAGACGAAGAAGUGAAAAGCUUCCGUGUGCUGCAGGCUCAUGGCUGUGCACCUCAGCUCUACUGUACCUUUAAUAACGGGCUGUGCUAUGAGUUUAUACAGGGUGAAGCUUUGGAUCCGCAGCAUGUCUGCAACCCAGCCAUUUUCAGGCUAAUAGCUCGUCAGCUUGCUAAAAUCCAUGCUAUCCAUGCACACAAUGGCUGGAUCCCCAAAUCUAACCUAUGGCUAAAGAUGGGGAAAUACUUCUCUCUCAUUCCCACAGGAUUUGCUGAUGAAGACAUUAAUAAAAGGUUCCUAAGUGAUAUCCCAAGCCCUCAGCUUCUUCAGGAGGAGAUGACUUGGAUGAAGGAGAUUCUCUCCAACCUGGGCUCGCCUGUGGUGCUUUGCCAUAAUGACCUAUUGUGUAAGAAUAUAAUCUACAACGAGAAACAAGGUGAUGUACAGUUCAUUGAUUAUGAGUAUUCUGGAUACAACUACCUGGCAUAUGAUAUUGGAAAUCAUUUCAAUGAGUUUGCAGGUGUCAGUGAUGUAGACUAUAGUCUCUAUCCAGAUAGAGAGCUCCAGGGCCAGUGGCUGCGCUCCUACCUGGAAGCCUACAAGGAGUUUAAGGGUUUUGGCUGUGAAGUCACUGAAAAGGAAGUAGAAACACUCUUCAUUCAAGUCAAUCAGUUUGCAUUGGCUUCUCAUUUCUUUUGGGGACUCUGGGCUUUGAUACAAGCUAAGUACUCAACGAUCGAGUUCGACUUCCUUGGGUACGCAGUUGUCCGCUUUAACCAGUACUUCAAAAUGAAGCCCGAGGUCACAGCGCUAAAAAUGCCCGAGUAAAGAAGAAGCCUCGUUGUUCUCCAGGGGCCGAGCGAUGCUUGCGGAUGUUUCUAAGAAAUUUCAAAGCCAAUAUUUGUUAAAACUCAUUUAGUUUGGUUAUCUUGCUUUACAAAUUAUGCCUCUAAACAACCAAUCUAUUUUUAAGUAGAAUGAUGUUACGAAUAUGCCGACUGCUGUCAGUAUGUGGCGGGCUAGAGAUCUGUCCAUCAGCAGAGAGAGUAAAAGUCAGCUUCUUAGCCUUUGGCAAUACAGUCCAUGUUACAUGUGAAUUAUUUAUUACAGAUUUGACAUGACUGGCUACUUUGAUCUUUCAUUUGUUGGUUCAGAGUAUGCAAUGAGAAUGUUGUGGAGAUCUUUUUAAAAAGUUUUGUUAUUAGGGUUAAUUUUAGAAAAACAUUCUUGUUCAGUGUGACCUGUAAAAUGAAUCAUUUACUCUCAGAACGGCAGUCAGUGCCUGAGUAGUAACUCAGGGUGCUCUAGAGAAGCGCCCAUUGAGGAGGGGGAGCAAGGCAGUCACUGUCUUUUGGGGUAAACGUUUUUGAAUUGGAAAUUGGAAAUCAUUUU